CUGAGAUUAUUAAAGUUUUUUUUACAUUAUUCGAUUUUGGCCAGCACGGCAUUUACCUGCGCCUAAAAAAAAAUAAUUUCAGUUUCGUGAUCAUUGUUUUUUUUACCGAAAUACUGACAACACUGGUCCUCGUAACACACGCCACGUACAUAUUUUGAAUUAAAAUGUUUUCGAAAAAUAUUAUACUACUUAUGUGUGUCGUGGGUUUUGCAGCGGAUGAUGGUACUUCUUGGGUGAAUAUAAAUCCAAACCUAAAUAGCUUGACAACUGAGGAAUGGAAGGAGAUGUUUUACAAAUAUGACACCGACAAUAGUGGUUCAAUCUCAGCAACGGAAUUACAGAAAUUAUUGUACAAAGAGUUCAAAGUAUUUAUCACCGUUCGCCACGCAGAAAUAUAUUCAUAUUUAAUUAAUUUUAAGAAAAACCAUACAAUAGGAUUGGAACAGGUGAAAAAAAUGAAACCGAUAAUAUUUGUUUUGUCACAGAGAAAAAGUGAAGAUGACAAUGAAAACUUAAUUGAAAAUAACAACGUUUUGAGUGAAGAUUUUGUGAACAUAAUAGGGGAAAAGUUUCAGGUGCUGUUUGUAGACAAGAAAGAAGUAUUAGAAGUUCUCAAAAUUGUCGGCCACGACGAAAAAUUACCAAUUGAAUCGACAGAGUACCACGAAAUACUGAAAAUGUUGCCGGCUUCGAAACGGAUGGCAGAUAUAUACUGGGAUUUUAAUUAUACUAGCGGUUCAACUAUCGGCGGCAUUAAUUUUGAUUUUCUCAAAUACAUACAGAAACAUAGGCUGUUCACAGAAAUACCGGGUUCUCUCAUAUUUAAACUCAACUAUCUACUCAAGUGUGUAAUUUGCCAUUGAAAAAUUGAAACAUAUUUUUCCAGAUAUUACUAUAUAUUUCUUAAAAAAUAAUAUUAAAGAAUACUGUGUGUAAUAGAGUAUAUUGCAUUACAUACAUGUUUUAAUUUAAAAAUAUACAUACAUUUCAAUAGAGAUAAA
Adelges cooleyi (spruce gall adelgid) is the source of this 1001-nucleotide messenger RNA. RefSeq lists its product as uncharacterized. NCBI's taxonomy places the organism in Eukaryota, Metazoa, Arthropoda, Insecta, Hemiptera, Adelgidae. The record is from RefSeq and is a predicted model, not a curated record. Gene Ontology annotation, molecular function: calcium ion binding. Bases 165 to 863 code for a protein of 232 amino acids. The transcript has 8 exons.